Cuscuta campestris is the source of this 2575-nucleotide messenger RNA. NCBI's taxonomy places the organism in Eukaryota, Viridiplantae, Streptophyta, Magnoliopsida, Solanales, Convolvulaceae. The record is from the annotation of a GenBank genome assembly.
CUUACACCAAAAAAUAUACCCCAUUUGUACACCACAGGUUUGCACAAACAUUUCGAUGGUUUACACCGACACAAGUGUUGGUGCGUUAAUAAAAAUUCACACGGACACAAAUGUUGUAAUUGAUCUCUUUUUUCUUUCUCCUCCAUUGUUAAAGCAUUUCUUCUCCCCAGCUAAAGCAAAGACUGAAGACCCUUAAAAGCACUGAUACUUGUGACUUGAAAGUACCAUCUUUUCUGGCUGCUUUUAUCCAUCACUUUUGAACAGGUCCAGAGGUUUGCCUGGUGGGUUUCUUUCUCUAUGCACCUUUGCUUUGUUUUUUACCAUCUGGGACUUUGUGGGGUUCUGAAACCCUGUCCUGGUAGGGUUCCCCUCCUACAAAGAAGUGGUGGGUCUUUGUCCAAGAUCUGAGUGCCUCCAUUGACCCUUUUUCUUUUGCAUCUCUUCUUGAUCAUCUAAUUGUUUCUAUGCUCUCAUCUCUGUUCCAUGGCGGUUUGCUUUAGAGAAACUGCAUUCUGAUUUUUGUGUACCUGUUGAUUGUGUGUGUGUAUUAUUACUGUAUCUAGCUAGUUAUUCAAGGAUCUCAUCAAUUCCUUGAGCAAAGAUCGAAUUUUUAAGGCUUGCUUCAGUCCUAGAUGGAGCCAAGCUCUGGAGCUUAAAGAUGUGCUUGGGAGGGAACCAGCUAGUCAGUCAUUCCAUCUGGUUUUGUUCCAAUGGCUUCACAAAUCUCUAGUUUAGACAAUCUGAGUUCCAAAGAGUUUCUUGGUCGGGUUCAAGAAGUUUCGACGCAGCUUAAGGCGGUCACCAGGAAGCCACACAACACCCAACAGAAGGAAGACGCUGAUUGUCUCGCCGAAACCUUGGAUUCGAGCCUGUCAUUAACUAAAAAUGCUAUUGGACAUGGCAAGAAAAUGAGCGAGCACGCGGAGUUCAUGGAGAGUGGGAAGAGCAGCAUGUAUAGGGGGAGCACAAGCACGGACAUGAGUGACGAAAGCACCUGUAGCACCUUGAGCAGCAGUGUCAACAAACCUCACAAGGCAAACGACUCAAGAUGGGAGGCCAUCCAAGCUGUGAGAGCCAGAGACGGCGGCGUCUUGGACCUGAGGCAUUUCCGGCUGCUCAAGAAGUUGGGGAGCGGCGACAUUGGGAGCGUGCAUCUCUCGGAGCUGUGUGGGACCAAGUGUUACUUUGCCAUCAAAGUUAUGGACAAAGCUUCGCUCGCCAGCCGCAAGAAACUGAUUCGCUCCCAAACGGAAAGAGAGAUUUUGCAGUCUUUGGACCACCCGUUCCUUCCAAGCUUGUAUACCCAUUUUGAGACCGAAAGGUUUUCUUGUCUCGUGAUGGAGUUUUGUCCCGGCGGUGACUUGCACAUGCUCCGGCAGAGGCAACCCGGAAAGCAUUUUUCCGAGCAAGCCGUCAAGUUCUAUGUAGCAGAGGUCCUUCUAGCUUUGGAGUAUCUCCACAUGCUCGGCAUUGUCUACCGCGACCUCAAGCCGGAAAACGUGCUCGUGAGGGAGGACGGGCACAUAAUGCUCUCCGACUUCGACCUCUCCCUUCGGUGCGCGGUCAGUCCGACGCUGGUCAAGUCUUCGUCUUCCCUCGACGCGGACCCGCUCAAGAGGAACUCUCCCUAUUGCGUCCAACCCGCGUGCAUCGAGCCCUCCUCGUGCAUCAUCCAACCUUCGUGUGCGGUCCCCACGACGUGUUUUGGGCCCCGCUUUUUCUCGGGCAGCAAGUCGAAGAAAGAGCGGAAGCCCAAGAACGAGGCGGGCAACCAAGUGAGCCCGUUGCCGGAGCUGAUUGCCGAGCCAACGGGGGCACGGUCCAUGUCGUUUGUCGGGACCCACGAGUACCUAGCGCCCGAAAUCAUUAAGGGCGAAGGGCACGGCAGCGCCGUGGACUGGUGGACUUUCGGGAUCUUUCUGUACGAGCUGUUGUUCGGGAAGACGCCUUUCAGGGGACCCGACAACCGGGCCACCCUAUACAAUGUCGUGGGCCAGCCUCUGCGAUUCCCGGAGUCGCCCGUGGUCAGUUUUUCGGCCCGAGAUCUAAUCCGAGGCUUGCUCGUCAAGGAACCGCAGGGCCGGCUGGCAUUCAAAAGGGGAGCCACGGAGAUCAAGCAACAUCCGUUUUUCGAAGGCGUUAAUUGGGCUUUAAUCCGUUGCGCGAGCCCGCCGGAGGUCCCCAGGCCGGUCGAUUACGAGAGAAUCGAAGCUCCACCGCCGCCGCCCUCAACCGCCAAGAAUGUUGCCGGAGGAGCUCCCCUGCAUCGCCAUCAUCAUCAUCAACCUUCCGACAACUAUCUUGAGUUCGAUUUCUUCUAAGUUUGCUCAUCUACAUACAUCGCCCAAACUUGGUUGUUUAAAAAAGAAGAAAAGAAUAUUGUUUGAAUUGGAUGUGUGAAAAUGCUGGCCUGGUGGUCAAUGAUCAUAUUGUCUUGUUCAUGUUAUUGUUAAACGGUUCAGUUUUGUUGUAUUGCAAACACUCUCAGAAGCGCUUAUGGCGUCGUUCCAAAAUGUCAAGUUUUUUAGAGUCUCCUUUGAAGUGUAGAGCGAUUGCCAUCUGUUGUCUGUCAUGG